Phytomonas sp. Hart1 is the source of this 2646-nucleotide messenger RNA. The record is from the annotation of a GenBank genome assembly. NCBI's taxonomy places the organism in Eukaryota, Euglenozoa, Kinetoplastea, Trypanosomatida, Trypanosomatidae.
AUGUUUGACAAGUCAAACUUUGUCAAACAUUUCCUACUGAGACCAUUUAAAAGUCUACAGGUAAGGGGAAUUAGGUGGAAUAUAGACACCUCUCGUCGAUAUGCGCACUCUAGAAAGGCAGUUGUACGCUUCACGCUACAUCCAAUGGGAUCUGUCCCUCUCGGAAUAGAGGUUACACGUGCCAUGAGCUUCCCAUUAUUGGCGACACGUAUUCCGCGUUCCUGUGCAUUAUUUUCCUCUUUUUGCCACUCAUUUCGCGCGUUUUCUAGCACGGCAAUCUCCUCCGAAGACAAAAGGAACACCCCUGAGAUCAACUCCGUUGAUGAUAUUCCACCAGAUGCGAACGAGCUGAUCGGUGACCCCCGUUUGCACACAUUCGCUCCUUCAUCGACUGACCUACCCGAAUUUAAAAAACGUAUUUUCCAUCCCUUUCCGUUGGAAAACAUACGUAAUGUGAGCCUUAUUGCACACGUUGACCACGGCAAAACAACGCUGACCGAUGCCCUCUUACACAAGGCCGAGGUGUUGCCGGCGGAUGGGGCCACAGGGACGUUUACCGAUCGCUUGAGGGUGGAGCAGGAGCGCGGUAUUACUGUGAAGGCUCAGACCUGCUCGAUUUUCUUCAAGCGACGACGCGAUCCGUCCGCGAUGUACCCCCUUAAACAUCACAGCGAUGGGAAUAGUGAACGCACGGUAGAUCCAGAGGUUUUUUUAAUCAAUCUUAUUGAUACACCCGGUCACGUCGAUUUUCACUACGAAGUCUCUCGGAGUCUGUGUGCUUCUGAGGGCGUUGCGCUGCUUGUGGAUGUGAAUCAGGGUGUGCAGGCUCAAACAAUGACGCAUUUUCUCACCGCUCUCGAGCAGAACCUCGCGGUGAUUCCAGUCUUAACAAAGAUGGAUCAGGUGAUAAGUAGUGAUGUCGUGGAACGGACCCUCACAAAGCUAGAAGACAGCACUGGAAUUCUGCGCCGCGAAGUGAUUUUCACCAGUGCAAAAAGAAAAAAAGGUCUAGAGGUGCUUUUCCAGAGUAUUAUUGAGCGAGUACCUGCUCCACGCGGUCUGUAUGGAUUAUCGGAUAUCCACCAGCUUCCCCCGAUGUAUCCAGGUGGCGAGGAACAAAGGCUCGCGACGGAGGCCCUCGUACCACUACGAGCCCUCCUCUUCGAUAGCUGGACCGCUCAGAGCAGUGGAAUGAGUCCUAAACGCGUUAAUGUUGGGUUAGGCGAGCCGAACCCUCCACCGACCGGCGCCCCCCCUCCUCCGCGGGAUGCCAUUGUCGAACGAGAAGGCAUCUACUGCCUGGUGCGCGUGAUAGACGGCACCGUCACCCCCGGCACGGUGGUCACGUUCUUUCGUUCGCGUAAGACCUACAAAGUGGCGGAUGUGGGGAUUAUCCACCCCACCCUCCACCCGAUGCCCGCCUUGACGGCCGGGAUGGUGGGCUACCUCUUUUUCCCCGAGCUCCGUAAGGGCGAGGUGCCCAUCGGGGACACCCUUUGCACCCUCCCGACUCGGCGCUACCGACUGGCGGGGCAGCCUACCCCCGACGCCAAAUCCCCCACCGCAGCGGCGGAAACGCCCGACCUCGCGCCGCGGCAGCCCAAAGCCGCGAUCGAACUCGGUGAAUGCGAGGCGCCGUUGGGUUCGACGACAGGGACCGUUAGUGUGCACCCCGUUCCCGGCUUUCGCGCGGUGCAGCCCGCCGUCUUUGCGAGUUUUUUCCCCGAUGAAGGGGUCCUCAUCGCGCCCCUUCGCGAGGCGGUUGAGCUUCUCUGCGUCAACGAGCCCGCUGUGACAAUAACGGUGGUGCACUGCCAGACCCUCGGGACCGGCCUGCAGCUUGGCUUCCUCGGCCUCCUCCACAUGCAGGUUUUUAAGGAGCGCCUGUUUGACGAGUUCGGCCAAACGGUGCUCGUCACACCACCUCAGGUCCAGUACCUCUACGUGAAGCAAGGGGGCGAUCUUGCGGAUGGGCGUCAACGCGCCCCACUUACGGUCGCGAACUGGCGAUGGCCACAUGAAGGGGUCAAGGCGUACUUGGAGCCCGUCGUACACGUCAAGGUCGUUGCCCCUAAGGAUUGCGUCUCGGAGAUCAAUUCCGUGGCGUUAUCGGACUACCGCGCGGAGAAAGAGGACACCCAAACGGUUGACAACACUCGUGUCCUCAUGCGCUACCAAAUGCCUCUUGCCGAGCUUGUGCGGGGAUUUUUUUCUGUGGCGAAUAGUAUCUCAAAGGGCCAUGCUACACUUGAAUAUGAUGAUCCCGUGUACGUUUGCGCAGAUCUUGUAAAGGUGGAUAUUCUCAUUAACAAAGCCAAAAUAUCAGCGCUCUCCUUCAUCUGUCUACAACCCGAAGCCCACUCCCGAGGUCGCCGCAUCAUCAGUGUUCUCAAGGAACACAUUAACCGAUCGUCGACCGAUCUACCACUUCAGGCUGUCAUUGGAAACAAAAUUAUUGCACGAGAAACUAUCAAGGCUUACCGUAAGGAUGUGACUGCCAAAAUUCACGCUGGUGAUAUCACCCGAAAGCAGAAGAAAUGGAAUGAUCAGAAGAAAGGUAAGGAGCGCAUGGCAAGGAGAAGGUUCGGAACGGUAAUGCUCGAACAGAGUGUGUUGACGGCCGCCAUGGGUGUAACAACUGUUUGA